UAUCAAUUUAUACACCAAACCAUGAAAUCCAUUGUAUUCCUCCUAUUUGCAAUUCUAACCAAUCCUUUAUUUGCAUUCUCCAAUAACAAUGCUAUUGAGCAAGUGUUGGAUACAAAUGGUAACCCCCUUAUCCCUGGUGAUGAAUACUACAUUUUUCCAGCAAGUGAUAACCCUAAAACUGGAGGACUAACCCUAAACAAAAUUAGUGAUGCAGAGUGUCCUGUAACUGUCCUACAAAAUAAUGCGACAAGAGGUUUACCAGUUAAAUUCACCUUAUCAGGAAGUAAUAACACUGGUAAUAAUAUCUUGACUAAUACUGAUCUUGAAAUUGAGUUCACUAAGAAGCCAAAUUGCGUUGAAUCAUCAAAAUGGAUUGUGUUUGUUGAUGAUUUUACUCCUCAAGGUUGUGUUGGUAUUGGUGGUCCUGAAAAUCAUCUUGGUUUAGAAAUACUCAAUGGCAAAUUUUUAAUUGUGAGACAUGCUUCUGGAUAUGUUUAUAGGUUUGGAUUUUGUUUGGAUGUGAGUGGUGAUUGUGGUUUGCUUGGAUUGAAUACUUUUGAUUCGAGAGAAGGUGGAUCACGUUUAAUUUUAACUAUAUUUAAUUCUUAUAAUGUUGUAUUUGUUGAUGUUGCUUCUGUUAAAUCUGGACGUAUUAUGCCUCUUAAAGGUGGAUUUGAUGCGUCAGUUUAGUGGUAAAAGUUUGAUAUUGUAAUUUUGAAAGCCAGAGUUUAAAUUU
This is a messenger RNA of Cicer arietinum (chickpea), 736 nucleotides long. It is a transcript of the gene TPI1, whose product is annotated as triosephosphate isomerase 1. The record is from RefSeq and is marked provisional. Gene Ontology annotation, molecular function: endopeptidase inhibitor activity. Lineage: Eukaryota; Viridiplantae; Streptophyta; Magnoliopsida; Fabales; Fabaceae.